UGGAGUCACUGACUCGUUCUUACCUCCUGACGUAAUACAAGCAAAGAGUCAUACAUCAACACGACUUAGUUGUAUUCAAAAUGAAGAAUGUAAAUCUGGUUGGCGUGCUACUGACUACGUGAAAAUGACAUGAGUGGAUCAACCGCGUGAUGAACCACACCCUUCUAUCACUGCUAACUACUCUGAUCUUCUCCCUCCGAUUACACCUGCUGUAGUGCUCCUUGUUGCACCAAAAAGCCGUAAACACACCAUGGGUUCCUGGGUGCUAUUUGUGUGCUGUUUUCUCCUCAUUGUUGCCUCCCUGGGAACCUACCUACUCACGCAGCAAGACGAUUUCGAGGAAUUUAUCGCGGAGAAGUCGCGGCGAGAGCUCAAGAUCGGUGAUAAUUUGAACAGUCUGCGCUUUCCUGACGAGUACCACGCGACGGGUGUCUUAAGGCUUCCCACCAGUGAAGUGAAUGAACCGUUUGAGAUUUGGUUCAGUAGACCGCAUAAUCAAAGUCGUAUUGAUUACUAUGGAGGCGACGUAAAGACAUACCAGCGAGGGGACCUGGGCAAGCACGGCAUGUUUUUCAAGCUGGUUCCUAAGUACUCGUACAAGAGUCAUAAGCACUGGAGGGGAUGUUGGAAACGGUUCGGGCAGAAGAAACGCAAGGUUGGCGCGCAAAGCAUUCUGCCACGCAAUUCCGCCUGGCCAUUUAAGUCCAAACUAGUCGACUUUAAGUACGCCGGCGAAGCCCUCAUUCACGACACCCUGUGCACCAAGUGGGUGUACAACAUCUCCGUUAUGCACAAGGAUAACAAGUACGUGUUCUACGCCACCAAGACUGACCCUCCCCUCCCUAUGCGACUUGAGAUGGACGGCUACGAUACCGUACUUGUCUCAUAUUAUGACUCUUACGUCAUCGACUACCACACAUUCAACAAGUGGACUUACGACAAGGGGAUAUUUGAUAUACCGCAUCUUCGACAUGACAAAUGGUGCUGGGACAUCUCUAAGUUCUCCCAUGGCAGUGAGGGCGCUGCUAUGUCGAUUAACCCGAUGGCGGAGUUCACGUCACUCGGACACUCACGUGACCUAGUCGACGACGACUUCGACGAGUUCCGACAGCAGCACGACAAGGUGUACGAAGACGAUUCCGAACACCGCAGACGAAAGCACAUAUUCAGACACAAUGUCAGAUACAUUCGUUCAAUGAACAGACGCAGCCUACCGUACAAGCUGGAACCCAACCACUUCGCCGAUCUAACAGACGACGAGUUCAAAAGCUACAAGGGCGAACUUGAUGACGAAAGCAAUGACGUCAAGAAGGAUCGCGAUGACGUCAUAGAUGAUGACGUCAAUGAUGAUACGCAAAAAGACGAGGAGGACGAACCGUCAGAUGGUUACCAUGGAGACAAUAAGGACUAUGAAGGGUGGCGAAGCCCGCGAUCCGGCUACAGAAGGAGUGGAAUCAGCGGUGAAAGUCAUGAAAAUAGAAAAAAUAAAAAGAAAGAACAUAAAAAGCGAAUGCACGCUAAGAUAAAGCAUUCGAAAAGAAUGUUUGAAGUUCCUGACCAGCUGGACUGGCGGAAUUACGGCGCUGUGAAUCCCGCCAAAGGCCAAGGGACGUGCGGCUCGUGCUGGGCAUUUGCCACCGCCGGCGCCGUGGAGGCGGCUCAUUUCAUUCAGUACGCCGGCGAAGCCCUUAUUCACGACACCCUGUGCACCAAGUGGGUGUACAACAUCUCCGUUAUGCACAAGGAUAACAAGUACGUGUUCUACGCCACCAAGACUGACCCUCCCCUCCCUAUGCGCCUUGAGAUGGACGGCUACGAUACGGUACUUGUCUCAUAUUAUGAUUCUUACGUCAUCGACUACCACACAUUCAACAAGUGGACUUAGGACAAGGGGAUAUUUGAUAUACCGCAUCUUCGACAUGACAAAUGGUGCUGGGACAUCUCUAAGUUCUCCCAUGGCAGUGAGGGCGCUGCUAUGUCGAUUAACCCGAUGGCGGAGUUCACGUCACUCGGACACUCACGUGACCUAGUCGACGACGACUUCGACGAGUUCCGACAGCAGCACGACAAGGUGUACGAAGACGAUUCCGAACACCGCAGACGAAAGCACAUAUUCAGACACAAUGUCAGAUACAUUCGUUCAAUGAACAGACGCAGCCUACCGUACAAGCUGGAACCCAACCACUUCGCCGAUCUAACAGACGACGAGUUCAAAAGCUACAAGGGCGCACUUGAUGACGAAAGCAAAGACGUCAUGAAUGAUCACGAUGACGUCAUAGAUGAUGAUGUCAAUGAUGAAACGCAAGAAGACGAGGAGGACGAACCGUCAGAUGGUUACCAUGGAGACAAUAAGGACUAUGAAGGGUGGCGAAGCCCGCGAUCCGGCUACAGAAGGAGUGGAAUCAGCGGUGAAAGUCAUGAAAAUAGAAAAAAUAAAAAGAAAGAACAUAAAAAGCGAAUGCACGCCAAGAUAAAGCACUCGAAAAGAAUGUUUGAAGUUCCUGACCAGCUGGACUGGCGGGAUUACGGCGCUGUGAAUCCCGCCAAAGGCCAAGGGACGUGCGGCUCGUGCUGGGCAUUUGCCACCGCCGGCGCCGUGAAGGCGGCUCAUUUCAUUCAGAAAGGUGAGCUGUUGAAUCUCGCAGAACAGCAGCUACUCGACUGCACGUGGUCUACACCCGGAGUGUAUCAUGGGAAUAACGGUUGCUUAGGUGGCUGGACUUGGAAAGCGUUCUCGUGGGUCAAGAAGUUCGGCAUUGCCACGACAAAAAGUUACGGUCACUACCGGGGACAGGAAGGCUUUUGUAAAACGUCGAACCUGACUGUUGGAGCUCGAAUCACGAGCUAUCGACGUGUGAAGCGGUUUAACCCUAUAGCGCUGAAAAAGGCUCUGUCUUAUCACGGCCCGGCGACCAUCUCCAUCAACGCGAACCCCAAGUCUCUCAAGUUCUACAGCGAUGGUAUUAUGUCUGACAAACACUGCAGCAACAAAACAGACCACGCUGUACUUCUCAUCGGCUACGGCUCGGAUAAUGGCGUGCCUUACUGGCUUAUAAAGAACUCUUGGUCACACAAGUGGGGAAACAACGGAUUCAUCAAAAUUAAACAGGGGUUGUGCGGGAUCGAGAAACGACCCUUUGUGGUGCUGAACAAAAGCAGACGAAAAUUGCCCUGGCAGGCAGACAAGAGUACAAAAAAAGAUGAAGUACCUUACUCCGAGUUAAAGAAACAUUAUCAUAGAGACCACUGGUACUGGACUUAACGAGUGACGAGUAACUUGCAUUGUUGUGUUGUAAAAUGGCGAUGACGGGCUUCGAGUUUUGCGCGCUGUUGUGUUUUAGUGUUCACCUGUUCACAUAGCGAGUAGCGAUAGCGAGUUCCUUGUGCUGUUGUGUUGUGCUAUGAAGAUGAAGGGCUUCGAGUUUUGUGCGCUAUCGUGUUUAAGUGUUUACAUAGCGAGUAGCCUUUACGAGUAGCGAGUUCCUUGCGCUGUUGUGAUUUAAGUAUUCAAAUAGCGAGUAGCGAUAGCGAGUUCCUUGCGCUGUUGUAUUUUAGUAUUCACAUAGCUAGUAACGAGUAACUUGACGUUGUGCAAUUUGAAAUGUUGUAUUAUUGUAGUUUGGAUGUUGUAUUGUAAGUAUGGACAUAGCAA
This is a messenger RNA of Nematostella vectensis (starlet sea anemone), 3652 nucleotides long. RefSeq lists its product as uncharacterized. Lineage: Eukaryota; Metazoa; Cnidaria; Anthozoa; Actiniaria; Edwardsiidae. Gene Ontology annotation, cellular component: lysosome. The transcript has 13 exons. Gene Ontology annotation, biological process: immune response. The record is from RefSeq and is a predicted model, not a curated record. Gene Ontology annotation, molecular function: cysteine-type endopeptidase activity.